Molecule: messenger RNA, 387 nt
Organism: Prunus armeniaca (apricot)
Lineage: Eukaryota; Viridiplantae; Streptophyta; Magnoliopsida; Rosales; Rosaceae
Source: the annotation of a GenBank genome assembly
AUGAGACAGGUUGUGGGUAAAGUUCAUUUCCUAAGCAUUAGAUGUAUGUUUCCUUCAAUUCCAAGUAUUGACAAUACAAAUAAUGCAACACCUGAAGCCAUAGAUGCUGACGAUGCUAUCAACAACAAUUCGAUUACCUCUCCCACUCCUCUAAUACGUAGACCUGGAGCAAAACAAGUCCAGAAAGAUCAUUCUCCUUCUGACAUCAUUGGAAAUGUUCAUGACUUAUGUUAUGUGUCAUUGUUUGAACCUAAAAAUGUGAUGAAUGCCCUUGUAGACAACGAGUGGAUUUUGGCUAUGCAAGAGGAAUUGAAUCAAUUUAAAAGAAAUGAUGUGUGGUACCUUGUCCCUCGUCCCAAAGACUCUAAUGUAAUUGGUACCAAGUAG